This is a messenger RNA of Thecamonas trahens ATCC 50062, 1323 nucleotides long. RefSeq lists its product as uncharacterized. Bases 1 to 1323 code for a protein of 440 amino acids. Gene Ontology annotation, molecular function: protein binding; nucleosome binding. NCBI's taxonomy places the organism in Eukaryota, Apusomonadida, Apusomonadidae. Gene Ontology annotation, biological process: negative regulation of transcription by RNA polymerase II. The transcript is spliced from 2 exons. Gene Ontology annotation, cellular component: ESC/E(Z) complex. The record is from RefSeq and is a predicted model, not a curated record.
AUGAUUUUUACUUCCGGCUGUCGCAAGGUGUCCAAGUCCGAGUCUGAGCCCACCGCCGGCGGGGCGUCGAAGCGGAGCAAGAGUCUCGGCGCGGUGGCAGGCAGCUCAGCAUCGCAGUCGGAGCCGCAGUCGCAGCCGCAGCCGCAGCCGCAGCCGCAAUCGCAGUCGCAGCCUCGAGAGCUCGAGGCAAGCAUGCUCGAUGAUUUUAUUCUGCGCAAGAUCGUGAAGGAGAACCACGGCAGCGAGGUUGUUGGUCUCGAGUUCAACCGGGUCCAGGCCGAUGCGAGCAACAUGGUGGCCACCGUGGGCGCCAACCAGCUCAAUGUGUACGAUAACGAGCACAUCGGCGACCAUCUCGACAUUGUUUCGCAGUACAUGGCGCCUGACACCGAGGACUCAAUCUUGUGUAUGGCAUGGGCGGAUGCUCCGGUCGACUCUCUGCUGGUCGUCGGCAACUCGGCCGGCCGGGUUCAGGUGAUCUCCCUCGUCAACUCGGUGGUCAUCGCCGAGGCCACCGUCCACAGCGCGGCGGUCACUGCGCUCCAUGUUCCGCUCACUACAUCCGACCACAUGCUCAUUACGGCCUCGCGCGCCGAGGGCGUCGUCAAGGCCUGGUCGCUACCGGAUCUGACGCCGCUGGCGUCGCUCGCCUCUGCUGCCGGCUGCAUCACCUCGGCCGCGCCUGCGCCGCACUGGGCGGCGGCGCGGACGGCGGCAGAAGAGCCCGCGUCGGACGUCACGCUCGUUGUCGGCACGCUUGGCGGCGACAUCGAGGUCUGGGACGUGCCGACCGAUGGCAGUGGGCGCGAGCCAGUCGCUCGCGGCUCGCUGGUCCGCAGCGAGCUGCCUGCCCGCCAGCACCUGGCGCCCAUCGACUGUGUCCGCGUCAUCUCGACAACAGCGCUUGUCUCAAAGUCGACCGACGGCCGGCUGGUGGUGUGGCAAAAGGGCGAGGCCGCUGCCCUCGAGACCGCCGUCGCCAAGUGUGCGCUCGCUGUCGAGCCACCCACGCCGCAGGCUGGCCCCAUCUUUACCUCGUUUGACGUCUCGGCCAACGGCAAGUAUCUGGCGGUUGGCUCGGCCAAGACGGUCCAGCUCAUCUCGACCGAGACCUGGUCAGUCGACAAGGUGUUGGAGCACCAUCGGGUGCGGACCGAGGUCUACACCGCCCGCUUCACCAAGACCGGGAGCUCGAUCAUCUUUUCCGGCUCGGACGCUUUCAUUUGGCGCUUUGACUACUUUCCGCCCGAGACCGCUGACGAGAAGGCCGUGCGCGAGGCGCGCGAGGCACGGCAGUCCAAGAUCCAGUUCCGUGACAGCUAA